AUGACAAGAAUAAUCAAAUGUAGCGAAUGCGGAAAUAAUAUUGGUAGUGGUAGUUUUUUAAAUGAUGGUCAGAAUUGUAAAACAUGCGAAAGAGAAAGAGAUAAAAGAGAUUUAGAACAAAAAAUAAAUAGUUAUCAAUACUCCCUAAGAAGAAUAAAAUCCAUGCGAAAUCAUCCCAGUUAUGACGAAUAUCAAGUCCAAGAACUGGAAAGACAAUUAGCCGAGGCAGAAGCAGAGUAUAGAGAAAAAUACGUAAAAAAGGCAUUAGCGAAUUAUCCUCUCCAAUUACAACAAGCCAAUGCUCUUAUAUUUUGCCAAGAGGAUGAGUAUAAGCCAUUAAGUAUUCUUAAUCGAUUUAAUAAAGAGCAUGCUGAUAUUAAACGCUUUCAAGUCGGUAUCUACGAGCAAAAGAUAGUGGAAAGUAAUAUGUUGGAAAAGUGA
Messenger RNA from Funneliformis geosporum, 441 nucleotides. Lineage: Eukaryota; Fungi; Glomeromycota; Glomeromycetes; Glomerales; Glomeraceae. The record is from the annotation of a GenBank genome assembly.